GGGGCGGGGCUUGGGCACCGCCCACCCCAGACCCCUCGGGUCGCGCCGAGGACAAACAGCCCGCCUGUAUCACACCGAGAGGGUCGGCGCCGCGCGCAGCCGGGGCUUCUGGGCGCCAAUGGAGAACUUAGAACGUUCAGGCUCAUCUGCGUUUUCGGAUGGGCAUGACACGACCGAAAAAGCGGUUCCUCGCGAAGCCCUCCGGAAGCCCUUUGUAGUCAGACUCCUCGACGUGCACAAGUGUGAGGAGUCUGAGGAGCCGGAGGAACCCGAGGAACCCGAGGAGUCGGAGGAACCGGGAGAGGCCAAUGAGCAGAGCACGCGACACCUGUGCAACGACUUUUCUGAGUCCGAGGAGACAUCUGAACCCCACAAACCCUAUGAGCCCCACAAGCCUUAUGGGCCCCACAGGCCCUAUGAGCCCCACAAACCCUGUGAGCCCCAGGAGCCCCACGAAGCCUAUGAGUCCCACGUACAGCGCAAGCCCAGUGGGCCCCUGCUGCCCCAUAAGCCCCGGGCCCCCCCUGCUCCCCACGAGACCCACAAGCCCCACAAAGCCAAGUUGCUUCCCAGAGCCACCGUGGCGAUCGCCCCUACUCCGGUGACCAGAUUCCUGCCACGGAUUCCGCAAUCUUGCCUGAGUGAUCUUGGUCCCUGUGGCAUUGCAAGGAAAUGUUUGUUUUCUAGGAAGAGAAUCCAAGACCUUUCUAGGCCUAAAAAGCAAUGGGGAACUCCAGAUAGAAAACUGUUUUGGGGGAAUCAAGAUCCGAUUUGCCCUGUUUCCCAGAUCGCUUUGAAGACUCACCUGACCAAAAGACUUGAAGACCUUGCCCAUCCCAAGCAAGUCUCCCGCCAUUAUGUACCUAACAGGGAUCAGUAUUACUAUAGCUGUGGUAGAGAGUCUGUAAUCUGGGAGAUCCCUCCUCCUGCACUGUUUAGCCAACCCUCCAAAAGGAUCCAGCAGCUGGCACUGCCCAACAGAUUCAAGACAGAAUAUCUAAUAAAUAGGCCCUAUAGUCAUUACUUAACAAGAAGUUCUGUUCAAAUCUCUGAUCCUUCACCCCGUUUAUUACAACUCUCAGUAGCCAAAGCCACAAACCCGAACUAUGUUCCUCCAAGAAAGAUUGAAACCAAGAUUGCAGCUUCUGCCCUGAGUGCUGUUGCUACUCCAAGACUUACAGACCUUGCCAAUCCAAGGGUCAAGAUAGAGGGUCUGUGCUUUGAAAGAGAAAGAUGUGAAAUGCCCAUCCGUCCUAUACCCCAUGCUGCCUUGCUAACCAAACCUAGCCCUCGAAUAAUAGCUCUAGCUGAGGCCAAGACUCUUCAUCAAGAUUAUCUACCUGUCCGUGAUGCCCAUUGGCCAGUAUCUUAUGCUGCUACCCAUUACAAAAUAUCUCCCAGAAUUCAAGAACUAGCUAAUCCAAAUACAAGGUCUCCUAUGCAUGUUAUAUAUUAUGAUCCAAAUGUCUUUAAAGUCAAGCCAGCUGCUCUGAAAGCACUGUGUUCUCCAAGGAUCCAAGAGUUGGCAGAACCUAUUGUGCGUUAAUCACAGAAAGUCACGUCAGUCAGACUCUAGUUAUGUAUCUAGAAUUAGGUGACUUAGUUCCCUAGUCUCAUAUUGUCAGUUUGUAUUUCCCCAUCCCCUCAAAAACCACAUGAGACUUCCAGAGAACACCACUGUGACCAUUGAUAGCAAUUCCUGCUGUUACCUGUAAUCAUGUCCUUAGCAGGUUUGGGGACUUGAGCAUGCAAUAAAAGAGAAAUUGAGA
Messenger RNA from Suricata suricatta (meerkat), 1769 nucleotides. It is a transcript of the gene SPMAP2L, whose product is annotated as theg spermatid protein like. Lineage: Eukaryota; Metazoa; Chordata; Mammalia; Carnivora; Herpestidae. The coding region runs from base 119 to 1546 and encodes 475 amino acids. The record is from RefSeq and is a predicted model, not a curated record. The transcript has 9 exons.